UAUUCAAUGUUUUUGUUGUCAAAAGUGAUGUUUAUGGUUGAAAAAAUGUCAGUUUUGACACUGACAGAUCAGUAUCAUAUCGGAAACAGAUAAAAUAACUAAAGUUCUAAUUGGUAUGUUAGUAAAGAGCGCCUACGUGUGACUAUCCUGAUCCCAAGUUUUAGUAAAUGCUCCAAAAUGCUGAGUCUGUACGUUGUCGUCCAUUAUUUCAAAUGACCAUCGUCCAAGAGCCAAAAGGUCAUAACUUGCACGGAUCUAGUAUCGUACUGAGGCUCUUUUGUUCCGAGAUAUGAGAGAGGCGUGUGUACGCACAGGGGCGGUUUUUGGCAGAAUUCCCCCAUAACCCGGUCAGCGACCCGCCUGCAGGGCGUUGUCAACUGCAGCGGGCUUAAGACAAAUACUAUUUGUUCCAGUUUAAUAAGGCCUAGACCAAAAUUGUGUCUAUGUACUUUCGCUAUCUAACUAUUUCUUCAUAUGAUCCUAGGGAAUACUCAUUAGUUUUAAAACAGAAACUGUGCUAUUAAGGUUAAUAAUGUUUAAUUCUAUUUGAAUCUUAUAAUUGACUGCAAUCAUGAAAGUCAUUUUCACUUAUACUAAUUCUAUCUGCUUAUGUCCUAUAGUCGGCCUCCUAAUUUGAUUUGACGCAAAGUUAAGUAACCUCUUAAUUAUGCAAUUAAAUUUAGAGAUUCGCUUUAUGUACCAACAUUCAAUUGGUCACUGGAUUUGAUGUAUAUUUUUCUAACAUUACGAAGUGUUGGACAAUAGCUUUGACCUAUAAAUAAGAAGCAUUUCAUAUGUAGGUCAAGUACGAGAAUGUUAGACAAUGCCUAAGUAUUUAAAAUUCAACCUUGCACUUUACUUGAAGAGUAUCCAAGAUGCACCAAAAACUCGCUUUAAAAAGUCUCCAAUGUUUAGUUUAACAAUGAAACCUCCCAUGCGCCGCUACAGUAGUAGGCAAUACUUGUGUAGGACAGCUGGUACUUUAAGGCAGCAGCGGCGCGACUCACGGCAGUUCUGUUCGCGCCGCCCAACGGAACAGUCGCGACGCUCCUCUGAACACCACUCGAAAAACAAUUCAAAAACACUUCAUAACUACAAACAAACAAUUAAAAUUCGCAUCUGUGUUGUAUGGAAACUCUUCUUGACUGAGCAGAUUAUAUGUGAGAAGUCUCAAAACAUGUGAUUAACUUAGUAAACACAUAACUUUGGGACGUGAGUGAUUUGCCGCAUUUAACAGUGCCAGUGUACAAAUACGAACGGAACUUUUCGCAAGUUCACGCGUUGUAAAAUGUGAAUUUACGAAUUUUUGUUUUAAAAAAUUAGCACAAUGAUAAAAAGACUGAGGCAACGUUUUGAGUGAUGUCGGGAUGCUUUGUCUCGAGUCUAUAAUGGCGCGGUGGCGCGAGCGCGGCGAGCGGCGCGAGAUGGAGGAGAGCCGCCGCCUGCGCAGCCGCAGCCUCUGCUCCUCCGCCGAGGGCAGCCUGUUCCAACUCCUACACCGACGAGCUAGCAGUGCGAUACGGAUGCGGCCACCAUUAGAGUCCAACUGCUCAUCUGCCAGCGAGCUGAUCACGCGCCGGGGCGUGUUCUCUCGUAGGCAAUAUGGGUCGGUGGAACAGGUCAGCAACCUCGCCGGACCCAGCGACGGACCCGACUCCUACGUCAGGCGCUACCGCCUGGAAAAUGGCAAUUCACUCGGAGAAAAAGAUGAGCUUUUUGGGCCUCACAACACUCCCGUUCUGGAAAACCCGGAGUUUCAAACUCGGUGGUACUUCAAGUACUUCCUGGGAAAAAUGCACCAGAACUACGUGGGGCUGGACUACGCCCGCGAGCCCUUCCUAUUGAGCGUCGUCCAGGAGAGCUCCGCCGGGCUCAUGCGGGCCAUACUCUUCAACAAAAAUGGUGCCCAAAAGAUAUACAUCCCACCGAGCGCCUGGAAUACGGACCCCAAGACCGAAGUCCGCACACGGCCGACAGUCAAGCAGAUCCUCGCUCAGUUCCCAUGUAUGGAACGCGUAGAUAAGUUGCCGAGAGAGGUGAGCCGAGAGAUAUCAUGCGCCGAAGUGCAGAAGGACGUGCUGCUUCUAGAAGAGCAGGAGGGCUCCGUGAACUUCAAGAUCGGCGUCAUGUUCAUGCGGCCCGGCCAGCGGACCGACGACGAGAUGCUCUCCAACGAAUUCGGCGACGAUGCGUUCGAGCGUUUCAUCGACCUUCUGGGGGACAGGAUUCGAUUAAAAGGAUGGAAUCGAUUCAGAGGUGGACUUGAUGUUAAAGGUGACAUGACGGGGUUGUACUCCGUGUACACAAUGCACCACGGACACGAGAUCAUGUUCCACGUGUCCACGCUGCUGCCGCACUCGAAGGACAACAAACAGCAGCUGGAACGUAAACGCCACAUCGGCAACGACAUAGUAAACAUAAUUUUCGUCGACGAGAGGGCCCACGAGACUUUCAACCCGCAGUUCAUAAAGAGCCACUUCACACAUAUCUUCGCCGUGGUGUCAGAGAUCCCCGAGGGCUACAAGCUCAGCAUCUUUAGCGACGACUGCGUGCCCCCGUUCGGGCCCUCGCUACCGUGCCCCCCGAUCUUCGUGGACCCCAACCUGUUCAGGGACUAUUUGCUGGUAAAAAUGAUGAACGGCGAGAAGUCCGCAUUUCAAACGCCGAUCUUCACGCAGAAGCGUCAGCGGACCCUCGACACCCUCAUCAAAGACAUAUACACGGAACACUGCACGGACCACAAAGUGCCAAUGCUGUCCCGGCGCGCGCUGUCCGACGUGUGGUCGGGCAACAGUCAGAGCGCGGGCGCAGCUCGCACGGAGCGGUUCUUACACAUCGGACAAGCUAUCAAGCUGGACGCCGUGCUGCGCGGCGACGCGCCAACCAGCCUCGCCUCGUCGGGCCAGGUCCAACGGAGCGGCCGCCGUGCACCUUGGGAGGGCCGCGUGUGGCGCUCGACCCCGCUGCCCGGCGCACCUGUCUGCGCCGAGCAGAUCUCGGAGGGCAAGCUGCUGCUGUCCACUAAUAACAACACAUACAUACUGGAAGACAGUGGCACAACCCGGGUAAUCCUCCGCUGGGAGGGCAGCGUGCGCGCCGUGCGUCUGACGGAGCGAGCCGGACUGUUCCGCGUCGGUGCGCGCGCCAACGGCGUCAGCUCCGCGUCGAGCAACGCCAGCAGCGCCGGCGUCUACGCUGUCCCGCUCGCUCAGCUGUACGCGGGCGCCUGGGCCAUGAGGCCGCUGCAGGACUGCAAACAGGCGCGCCUCUCGCGCACCAAGACCGCGCACUUCUUCGACCUGGUGGAGCACAAUGGCAGGAUCACCCUCGUCGUGUCGGUCAGCAGGCGGGUGCUGAUCAUGGCGGAGGAGGAGCGGCUCGACAACGACAAAGGCUUCGACUACGUGCAUAUCAAGGACGUCAUGCUGGGCGAGGUGCCGUCGCUGAUUAAGUAUUUGAACUACGACUCUGGCGUAAUUGUGGCGGGCUACAAACAUCACUGGGAGGUCGUUGACUGCGGCAGUGGGCAGUGCGUGAAACGAGCUGACAACGCCGAGCAACGCCGCGGCACCCUCGUCAACGCGCUGCGCAUAGGCGACGAGCGGGACCGACAGAUCGUGCUCUGCUACAACCAUACUUGCCACUUCGAGAGGCUGACCAACCGCGGGCUGGAGAGUGAGGCCGAAUACGACUUUCACUGGACUUCCGUGCCGCUAGCCGUCGUGAACGCUUUCCCAUACAUAAUGGCGUUCGCCGAAGACUUGUUGGAGAUACGCCUGGUGGCGAACGGUUCGCUAGUGCACGCCGCCUGCAUCCCCGGCCUUAAGCUGCUGUGUGGACAACGCGACAUAUUCUACGUAGCAUGCGCGCCCGAGUACGUGCCCCUCAAUGACGAUGACGAGGCCAACCUGGGCCUGCCCCCGGAGAGCAUGGAGCAGAUCCGGCAGCGGCAGCAGCCCUACUCCGUUGAUGGAGACGACAGUAGCAACGAGCCGUGCACAAGUGCUGCGGCCCGCGCCGCCGACGCGGCGUCUGCGUCAGCGUCCAGCCGCAGCAGCUCGCUGUCUUCAGAGCACGACACUAUACGCCCGCCGCUGCAGCGCACGGCGCGUGUGUCGCCACCUAACUCCCCACAAGUGUCAAGUUCGGCUUCGACCGAGCAGCCGCCGACACCGCCGACGUCGGCGUCGUCGUCCCGCUGCGUGCGCGUGUACAAGAUCCCGCACGGGAACCUCGGCGCCGGGGCCUACGCGCGCCAGUCAGUCUCUGUGGACCAGCCACGGCCUCAAGGUGCGGCCGCGCUGCUCCAGGCAGCGGCGCUGCUGCCCCAGGGGGCUCCGCCUCAGGCGGCCGCGCGAGCGCAGGCGGAGCCUCAGCCCGGGCCCUCGGGGCUCCAGCGACUUGACUACCAGCGCCCAUCCACGUCGCGCGCCCCCGCGGAGCCGCGACCAUCCACGUCGCGAGACUAAACCGUGCACAACUUAAAACUGAUCUAGUCUAUUUACAAAUUUUACUCUAUAUUAUUGAUAUCUUUGAAGUAUACCAAAUAUAUUUGGAGUAGGUUCCGCUGUGAAUGUAGAUUAAUUAUAUGUUUAUUAAAGCGAUACUCUGAGUUUGUGAUCUAAUUGACCAUGACCGUGAGUGUAUCUAGGUACUUUGUUUGCCACUGCGAUAAACAUUGACGUCGACUUUUCUAAUAUGAAUAGUCAUUCAGAUGUCUCCCGGAUCACAUACACGGUAGUAUCUCUUAAGGCGAGAUUCCACUAACACUGGUGGAAUCCGGCCUUCCAAUCGUGGUUCUAUCUAGUCCUAAAUAAAUUAACUAGGUAAUGGAAAAGAUGUGAUAUAAUGUCGAGGUUGACGGGGAAGGGGUAGUGCGGACUGCGCAGUAGCUAGUAAGACGAUACUUACCGCUGUAUUGUCAAUAUAAUUGUAUAAAGCCCUCAUCUGUGGGUGGAUAACUUCGUCUAACAUUAUUAUUCAGAUACGUAUAUAAAAUAGGUACCCAUUAGGUACUAUUAAAUUAUCAUCCAAAUCAAAAUGGUUGAUGGGUUUGCCUAGUAAAGUACUUAACUUGAAAUAAUUAUAUUUAAAAAAACAAGUACUAACAUUAAUAAAAUUACAAUAAAUGAAAAGAACUGACUUUGACUUUCUGGCAAUUUAGUUAGAUUUCUAUGCACAAAAUAAAUGCUCAAAAUAUUAGAAAGGCGGUUUUAACAAAUUGUCAAAGACAAACAAUACGGAAUGCUAUAAAAAGCAUUUCAUACACUAGUUAUAAUAAAUAAAACAUUAUAUUUAUAUUAUUAAGAAUCUUAAGAUUCUAAAUGUAAAUAUUUAAGUAAAAAUCUACACUCCAUGUAUGGUACUUAUACAAUAGUGACGAUCAGCAGAUUUGUGUUGUAAUGUAGGUACCGACACUACCUACUCAGGAAUACACGUUAGAAACGACACAAUAACGUGAAUGAUGCACCUAAUGAUGAUAAUGAUGUUUACCUAUAAUCAUUCUUAUUUAUGACAUUAUCGAGUAUACCUUCGAAAUCUGCUGAUCGUCAAAAUAAUGGUAUUAUUAAACCAUUAGGUAGGGUCAUCAACAAUAUCUAGCCGAUAUUACAAUGACAUGGAAAAAUCGAAAUUAUUAACUGACAUAGGUAACUUAUAAAUCUCACAGUCACUUCUUAAUAACAUAGCUAAGUUAACGAAUUUCUAAAUGAAAUUAUACCUUAAAUGUCUAUUAGGACACCAGAAAAGAAGUGCCAUCCAAUUAAUUUGAUUAUCUUCUAGACUUAAUUAAAACUUAUUACAUUUUGCGAUGCAAGAGAAUUGAAACAGUAUUUACUAAGUAUAACAAUAACUACUGUCUUUACAGAGAUGGACCUCUAGUAGUAACUAUUUUCAAUGAUAUUGUACCUUGAUAUUUCGGAGGGUAUAAAUAUAAAGAAAAGUGAGGAGAGGCCCUUCGGCCAACCAAAGAAAGAACCAAACUGAUAGCAACAUAAGAUCUCUUUAUAGAAUAGGAAAUGAAUCUUAAAACACUAGUACGAAGAUGUUAAAUUUAUAUAUAUGUUUACCUAAUAAAUAGGUAUUUCUGAAAUAUAUAUUAUAUUACGCUGGGACGUAGCCGUUAACUAUCUUCAUGGCAUGGAAACCACGCAUGAUGUUGUUUUAUCUCGACGAUUGUAAUAGGCCUAUGCAAAUCACUUCACUGUUUACUUAUAUCCAUGACCUAUAAAUAUGUAUUGUUAUUAUCGAAAAUUUCCAUAAUUAAUCACAUCGUUCACACUGUCUGUACCAAGAAUAGUCAAGCGGUAUCUAGCUAGAGACGUAUAAAAACCACAAAUAUACUUUCAUAUAUAUACACAAAUAAACAAUAAUUUGUUUUAGAUAAGAAAACGUUUUUAAAUAAUCACUUUGACUUGUAUAUGUUUGUCAACGUGUCUAUAUGAGUACAUUUCUCUGUGAUUAAGGUAAUGAGGCCUUUUUGGCGAACUUGUAAAUUUGAUCUAAACGUUACUGUUUCAUGGGUGCAGUCUAGUACGCGAAAUCAUUCCAUGUUGAAAUUAAAACUUACCUACUAAUUGUUAUCUGUAGUCACUAAUAGUUAUUUGGAGACUAUAUUGAAAUCAUUUUAUGUGAUAUCUACUUGUAAAAAAAAACGUAAAAAUUAAAAAAUAAAUAAAUGUUAAAUUUACAAUAUAGGGAGGUUAGGGGCGGUACCAAAUCUGAGCGGACGGCUAGGACUGAAUAAAAUAUUCUUAUUGACAACUCACCGGAUUGAGUUGCAUCGUUACUCGUUAGCUUUCGGGAAGUCAUUUGUUGACGGAAUGCAGGUGGUUACCUCCAUAGAUUACUAUAGUAAUGCAUGUACCUAAUCCACAUCUUGUGUAAUGUUAUCCGACCCCUGAAUAAAUGUCAUAUAAUAUCAAUGUUAUUUUCAACAGUAGUGAUAAAUAAAUGUCAAUAUUUUAUGUAGCGGUUUGAGCCACUGGCCAACCAAAGAUUCGUUAGAUUGUAUGUUACUCAAAAGAUCCUUGGGUACGUUUGGGGUGCUUCAAACCAUCAAUUUUAGGUGCCUAUUGGUACCUACUGAUAAUCAUCUGACUACCUAUUCUCUGGGUACCGCGGUUUAAACAAUGGUAUCAGCAAAAGCCUUGUUUAAAAGUAAGAAAUGGAUGAAAGUACACUAAUACCAUAAAAACUAUUCAAGUCAGUUCUGUAGACGCUUUAGCGUUGACUACGCCCUAAACGUGCCCUAGGAACAGCACACUAUUCAUGGACCAACAGACCGACAAUAGCCGCGCUUAGCAUAUCAGCAGCACCAAUAUUAUUAUUAAACUCGAUUGAAUGAUGUUUCAAUUAUAUAUUAUGAGACACUUACAGAAAUCGAACUAGUCCAAAUGCAGUAUGCAACUGUGGUAUGCAGAUAUGAUCAGCGCGACAGAAUGACUCACAUUAAAUUAUUACCAUUAACAUCGAAGCGGGAUGUGUUUACGAAGUACCUAGGUUUUAAGUUAGUUUAAUCUUGCAUCGAAGUUUUGUCAGGGGAAGACUGUUAUGGAAAUGAUUAUGGCUAUUUAGGAAUUGGUUUGGAUACCCCUUAACAAGAUUUCGGUAGUAAGUGGUAGGUCCGAUUUUUAUAAUAACGUGGAACGAACUCGUUCUCUUUUGAUGCGGUUUGUAGCCUAUAUUUCCGUACACGGCGGGAAGAAGUUGAUAACGCGGGAGAUCAAACAGAAGAAAUUUGAACCUAUGUAAUUUUAUUUCUCGAGUUAACAAGUUCUUCCCGCCGUGUACCGAUUUCUACAGUACUCUUAAAUACAUGUACUCUUGGGCAUUACUUAAAUAUCUGGGAGCGAUCUGUACCGCACAUGUGUAGGAAAGUUGUCUAGACACGCCAUUGAGAACUAGGCAGGGUCUUCCGUGGACCCUUUAUGCGAAAUCGGAACCUGUUGCUUACUAGGGUCUUUCCAAAAAUGUCAUCUACGCUUAAAGUAUAAGCUACUAAAUGUUACAUGUGUAGAUCGUAAAUGUCUAUUUAAAGUAGAUGCUGCGAUGUCUCUUAGGACAAUCUAUGUCCUCGACGGAAAGACCCGAGACCCGCUUCGGUGACUUCAUACAAAAAUAGUACCUAGUUUAUACAGUUAUUCAAAUAAAAUUGAAGGUGUAACUCGUCCUACGACAAAGCAUUCUUAUUUAUAUUGAUAAUAGAUGAUAUAUUUAGCAGAGUUUAUCAAUUGUUCAGUAACGUGAAAUUGCGUUGCGAGAGAGGAUAGGAGUAUUAAUAGAAAUCAUUUAAAUACCUAGGUAACCCUGCUGGGCUCCCGUCGCAUUACAUUCAGAGAUGCAGAGGUUCAAACUAGUCUCACUUAUUUUGUUCUGUAAUCUUAGCCAUACGAACUAUGUUUCAUUUGAACAUAAACAGAAGUUGGUAUAAUAUUAACGAAUUUUCUGAUCUCAUUUCUCAAAAAGUUUCGCAGCAAUGUUUGUCUUUCUCCAUAUUGAAAGAAAUCCUUUUUUUUAACAAUAUAUCCAUGUUGUUUUAAACAAUAUCAGAUUAAACAUAUAAAACUAAAAAUAUGUAAAGUCGAAGUCAAAUAUAAGGCGAAAUAUGUAAUUUGGCGUCGACUGUAGGGUACCUACUACCAAAGAGAAUUGGAAAUAGAGGUGCAUUGUCAAAGACAUUUUUGUAGCCACAGUAAAUUUACUGCCAUCUUUCGACACAUGGUUAUAACUUUAAGAUCGCCAUUUGACUUAGAUCCUUAUUCUUUCACUGAUGUGUUAAAUUAGUUAAAUAUCAAAGGUGGCGCCAUCUUACCGGGCAACGGCUAAAGGUUGUGGCGCCAUCGCUCGGAAACGAUUUGGCCUUUGAUCUAAUCUAAUGGAUGGCGCCACUUUUUGAUAUUUAACAAAUUAUCACAUAUCAGUGAAAGAAUGGAUCAAAGUCAAAUGACGUUGUUAAAAUUUUAAUUAUGUGUCGAAAGGUGGCAGUAAAUUUACUGUGGCUCACGUGGCUACAAAGUUUUCUUUGACAAUCCACCUCUAUUUCAAAUUCUCAUUGCUACUACGGUAACUUUCAGCACAAACUCAAGAAAAUUUGUAAUCUUACUAGGUAGGUACUCCUAGACCCGUCUUCCACUGUUAUGAAGUACCAACGGCAAGACUGGCCAAUAGAAAGGUUUUAUUUGAAUAAAACGUUAAUCACGUUAAAUGUGAAAAACGGGUCUAAUACGAGAUUUUUUAUUCAGUUAGUUUUGCCCUUAUAUACUCAUACACUGUAUUAUGUACUCACAAGCCUGCCGUAGAGGAAAGCACUAGCUUCCUGGAAGAUAUUUGUAAACGGUGUUGUAGUGCGGUUAGCUGCCUACCAGAAUUAAACGAAUCGAGGAGUGUACGAAUCUCACCUUAUUUUAUUUGCUCUUGAGUGAUCAUACUCGUAGUCAAUUUUAAUAAGACCUCACAUCACCUGCUUAGAAUUUUGUAUGCAAUUAAGUCAGAUAUCUCUGCAGCUGAGUGUACAUAUACACAGAAAAAUAGUCCAACUGCGUAUCACUGUACAAAUUGUGUUCCUCUGUAUUUCUAUAAUAUUCCUACUUUAAACUUUGGUCCUCUGGCAAACCCACUUUGUCAGUAGAAAAAGGCGCGUAGAAAUGUCAGUAGAGAAAUCAAAUGUUCUUAUAUGAGGACAACCCUUGCGCCUACAUUUUUAUUUAAUUUAUCGCCUUUUUCUUCUGACGGAAAUGGCUUGCCAAACUAUAUCUUUGUCUCCCAACCUAGUGUUUCCUUUGAACAUAAUUAAGAGGUUUGCAAUUAGAUAUCUGUAGGUGUCGACUAAAGUCCCAAAUCAUUUAUAUCCUUAAAAUGAGGUUGAGGGCAGGAGACCUGCUGUGUUAUGCCAUCUAUGACAACACUGGGGAACACCACUUUGUAUGGAGAUUACCAAACUUUAUAAUUUGUUUGUCGUUGGCACAAAAACAUCCUUAAAUUUGGUAAUCCUAUGAUCCCAUUGCAAAUUUAUAUUUCUUGUAUUUUUAAACGUUACUACGCGGUUUUAAGAUGAAUGUGACUUUUGAUAUUUUUCUCUUCUCUCGGCGAUAGCACUUUACAAUUCGAGAUUUUAACCCUGUUAUUUUUAUCUGGAGUUUAUUAAAAGAAAUAAAUGUCUGUUCAAUGAGAA
This is a messenger RNA of Cydia pomonella (codling moth), 10171 nucleotides long. RefSeq names its product GTPase-activating Rap/Ran-GAP domain-like protein 3. Gene Ontology annotation, molecular function: GTPase activator activity. Gene Ontology annotation, cellular component: cytoplasm. Bases 1368 to 4469 code for a protein of 1033 amino acids. The transcript has 25 exons. The record is from RefSeq and is a predicted model, not a curated record. Gene Ontology annotation, biological process: regulation of small GTPase mediated signal transduction; activation of GTPase activity. Lineage: Eukaryota; Metazoa; Arthropoda; Insecta; Lepidoptera; Tortricidae.